AUAAAACCAAACCAUAGUCACCAUCAGCGGCGACAGUACCGAAGAGUUUAACCUAUUGUUGGGAUUGCUUGUUCCUUUGAUAUGAAGGUGAAAAGCUGAGAUCUUUAUUUUGAGAAUAGCAAUUAUUCAUCUAUUUGGACGCUGGGUUUUAUCAAAAUGAGGAAGCGUCAAGUCUUGAAGCAUUCAAUUGCUAUUGUAAGCAUGCUGGUGUGUGUUUGCUGCUUUUUUAUUGUGUCUGUGACUGUUUUCAAGCUCCCAGAGGCCCCAAGAAAAGAUAGGCAAAUGGGGUUUUACCCAACAAUCAGAUCCAGAAAAGUUUCCCUUCAAGAUUUCAACUUGGGUAAGUUUGGGGAAAUGAUGAUUGACAUGUUGCCUCAAGAUCUUGCUUUUACCGUAUUUGUUCCGUCCGAGGAUGCUUUCAAGCGAGAUCUGCGUCUGUCGGUGAGUGAUAGUUUGAAACCAGACAAGUUCAAUGAUACUUACGCGAUUGUGACUCGUAUUUUGGGGUUUUCAGCUGUUCCUAGGAUACUUUCUUCGGCUAAUGUGCAAUCGGGUGAGCUUGUGAACUAUGAUUCGUUAUCUGGGUUUCCCUUGUAUGUCUCAAAAGACAUCGAUGGAAUGCUUGUUGUUAAUAGGAUUCGAUCAGAAAUAGUAGAUGUUAGGAAGAAGGAGAUUGUUGUCCAUGUCAUGGAUGGGGUUAUUAUGGAUGCUGAAUUUGAGCAAUCGGUUUUAGCUGAGGAUGAUACAGAGGAGGAUUGACUUGACUGUAUUCGGGUUUUGCCCUUUGAUUUUGGCUUCAUGUUUUGUUGUAUUCAACGGUGGCAUAACAGAAUUAAAAAAAAAACAAA
Glycine soja is the source of this 848-nucleotide messenger RNA. RefSeq lists its product as uncharacterized. The record is from RefSeq and is a predicted model, not a curated record. The transcript has 2 exons. Lineage: Eukaryota; Viridiplantae; Streptophyta; Magnoliopsida; Fabales; Fabaceae. Bases 157 to 759 code for a protein of 200 amino acids.